UUUCGAAUUGUGGACAAGAGUGAUAGAUGUCUUCCAUCUAUAGAAUAUCACACAUUGAUAUUAUUUUGUUUACGAAUAAUAUCUGUUUGGAAAUUCAUUGCUGUGUAAUAAUUACGAAUACAACCCUGGACACACAAUAAUUGACAACCGGUCAAACUUUAGAUGCUUAUUAUUAUUGCUACAUUUUUCUUAAAUAAUUAAAUAUUUGUGUACAAAUUAGUUAAGAAAUAUUCGCGACAGUGCAAAAGAAAUUCAAUAAUAAUUAUUCUUUAAAUCGUUAUGAGCUUUAGAGAUUUGGACUUUAGUACUACUCGACAGCUUUUUUUUAUCGUGGUUGUUCUGCUGGCUAUAUUUUUAGCAAAAAGGAUUAUAUUCAGUGAUUUUGAAAACGAAUCUUAACCAACAACUUUCUGGAAAAAAAGUGUCGAAACAUGUCAACAGCCACCAAUCGACGUGUUUCAUAUUUUUAUAAUCCAGAUGUUGGUAAUUUUCAUUAUGGUCCCGGACAUCCAAUGAAGCCGCAUCGCUUAUCUGUAACUCAUAGUCUUGUUAUGAAUUACGGACUUCAUAAAAAGAUGAAAAUCUACCGGCCUUACAAAGCUAGUGCACAGGACAUGCUACGUUUCCAUAGUGAGGAAUAUAUCGACUUUCUUCAAAAAGUUACUCCCCAAAAUAUUCAGUGCAAUACCGUAGGAUACACAAAAUAUCUGUCUCACUUCAGCGUGGGCGAAGACUGUCCAGUAUUCGAUGGUCUAUUUGAGUUUUGCGCGAUGUACACAGGAGCCUCUCUGGAAGGGGCCCAAAAGUUGAAUCACAACCACAGUGAUAUAUGCAUUAAUUGGUCAGGAGGCUUGCACCAUGCAAAAAAAUUCGAAGCAUCAGGUUUUUGUUAUGUUAAUGAUAUAGUGAUAGGCAUACUUGAAUUACUUAAGUACAACCCACGAGUUUUGUAUAUUGAUAUUGACGUGCACCACGGCGAUGGCGUACAAGAGGCAUUUUAUCUCACGGAUCGUGUUAUGACUGUAUCAUUUCACAAAUAUGGAAACUACUUUUUCCCUGGGACUGGCGAUAUGUAUGAAAUUGGUGCGGAAUCGGGCCGAUACUAUAGCGUAAAUGUCCCACUAAAAGAAGGCAUUGACGAUCACAGUUAUUUCCAAGUUUUUAAACCAAUAAUUUCGGCUGUUAUGGACUUCUAUCGCCCUACCGCGAUCGUAUUACAAUGUGGCGCAGACUCGCUUGCUGGUGAUCGGCUAGGAUGUUUUUCACUCAGCACUCGUGGUCACGGCGAGUGCGUUAAAUUUGUUAAAGAAUUAAAUGUGCCAACGUUGGUAGUUGGCGGUGGAGGAUAUACUUUACGUAAUGUAGCUCGCUGCUGGACACACGAAACAUCAUUACUUUUAGACGAAAAUAUAUCGAAUGAUUUACCAAUGUCCGAGUAUUUAGAAUUUUUCGCACCUGAUUUUACGCUUCAUCCUGAUGUGAACUCACGCCAGGAAAACGCUAAUUCUAAACAAUAUUUGGAAUUGAUAGUGAAACAUGUGUAUGAGAAUCUAAAAAUGUGUCAACAUUCACCAAGCGUGCAAAUGGUACAAAUUCCCCCUGACGCACUUGAUAUGGAGGAAGUGCGAGUUAAGGAAGAAUCUGACCCAGAUGUUCGAAUAUCACAGGCUGAAGAAGAUAAAAUGGUGGAGCCCAAAAAUGAAUUUUAUGGUGGAGAUGCGGAUCAAGAUAAAGGCGACACGGCUGAAAGUUAAAAUAUGUUGUGCGAGUAAUGCGAUGGAAAGCUGUGUUUAAAAUAUAAAAAUUUAUAUAUUGUUUUUAAGUUUAAUUAUAAUAAUAUUUUAUAUAAACUUUUA
This is a messenger RNA of Zeugodacus cucurbitae (melon fly), 1856 nucleotides long. It is a transcript of the gene HDAC3, whose product is annotated as histone deacetylase 3. The record is from RefSeq and is a predicted model, not a curated record. The coding region runs from base 432 to 1754 and encodes 440 amino acids. NCBI's taxonomy places the organism in Eukaryota, Metazoa, Arthropoda, Insecta, Diptera, Tephritidae. The transcript has 4 exons. Gene Ontology annotation, molecular function: histone deacetylase activity.